Adineta steineri is the source of this 713-nucleotide messenger RNA. Lineage: Eukaryota; Metazoa; Rotifera; Eurotatoria; Adinetida; Adinetidae. The record is from the annotation of a GenBank genome assembly.
AUGACAACAACAGCCAUGGCAUCAUUCUCGUCAACAUCACCCUCAUUAACAUCACCAUCAACACUGACAACAACAACAAUAACUACGACAUCAUUCUCGUUCACAUUACCCUCGUUCACAUUACCCUCGUUAGCAUCACCAUCGACAACAAUGACAACAACAGCCACGACAUCAUUCUCGUCAACAUCACCCUCGUUAACAUCAUCAUCAUCAUCAUCGACAACGACAUUACCCGCGUCAAUGUCAUCAUCCACAACAUUGAUAACAACAACAACAACAACAACCACGACAUCCUCCUCGGUAACAUCAUCAUCGACAACAGCGAUAACAACAACCGGUCAGUCAUAGAUUACGUGCUUUGUAGGAUUUCUUGAAGUUUUCAGUCGAUGAGCUGUCAUUUAGUCUGAGAAAGUCCGUUCAAAACUAAUUGUGUGUAGGAUAUAAUCUAUUUUCGAUAAUGAUCAGCAGUUCUCAUCAAAAAGGUUUUCUUCUACACUCUAUGUUUAUUGUAUUAUCAAAGUAACUCUGAUGAAUUUGAGUAGUACAUAACGAAUGUGUAUAGAAUUAAAUGUAAGGAAUACGAUACUAAUUCUUUUGAACACAAAAACGAAGUAUCAAGUCCGAUAAAUUAACCAGUAACUGACACUAAAAAGAAGCUGUCUGAAAUUUUGCCUUUUUCAAGAUUGCGCACUUAAGUUUUUAGUCGUUGCAUA